Messenger RNA from Cololabis saira (Pacific saury), 2478 nucleotides. RefSeq lists its product as uncharacterized. The record is from RefSeq and is a predicted model, not a curated record. The transcript is spliced from 6 exons. Gene Ontology annotation, molecular function: DNA binding. Bases 294 to 1208 code for a protein of 304 amino acids. NCBI's taxonomy places the organism in Eukaryota, Metazoa, Chordata, Actinopteri, Beloniformes, Belonidae.
UGUAAAAAAUAAGCAGUUAACAACACAACGGUCCCGCACAAAUGAACACCUCGCACAGUGGAAGAUCAAUAUGAGAUAGCUAUUACACGCCUAUUUAACCGGGGAAAUGUUGCGUGACUCGUGAAAAACAGAUGCAAUUAUAUGAGGACCCAUGUACUGUAAUACUGCACUAGUACUACUACUUCCUUUACUACGCAGUAUUUCCAUGUACUGCUCUGUCUGCCUUUGUCCUCAGUGACUGGGUUAAUAGCGUAUCCGAGAAGGCGGUCAGAUUUUUUUUCUCAUCACCUGUCAUGCCACCAAAGCGAGACUCAGGAAUAAGUGCAACACACCCGCAAGUGAAGAUGAUUAAGAUCGGGAGUGUGUCAGAUGUGCAGGACUUUCAUUGCGAGUCAGUGGAGGAGAAGUUCAGGCCAGCAGAAGAGGCCAGCCCUCUCCAUGGCAAUGAGCCUGAAACCAUUGACUUUGAUGAAAGUCUUGCAAGUCCAGGCAUCAGAACAGACACCAUCAGCCUUCUCAUGAAAAUAGAGCAACUACAGGCACAACUCAAAUAUGAACGCAGAUGUCGAAUUCUGGCAGAGCGAGAGCUGAGGGAGCUCAAAGAGAUGAACACCCUCAUGAUGCAGAUGAGGCACACUGCACAUGAACUACGAGUCACUCUGGAUCACGUUCUCCAUGGAGGGGAAGCAGCAGUUGCACCACAAAGCAUUGAUGAAAGUGUAGAGUUCCUGACUGAGUCGGAGGCUCAGAUGAGAGCUGUUCAUAAUAUACCCGAGGAUGACCAUAACUUCCUUUACCUUUCUGAGACCCUCCGUGUACCAAAAAAUCUCUAUGAGCGCAUAGCAGAAAUAGCAGAUUACAAGAAGUAUGUUUCAGCCCUGCUAAUGAUACUUUUUGACAGAGACACUUUGGCAACACACUGUCUACAGGGCCGGAAGAACACCUUCACCGGGGAGGAUUCCCACAAGCCUCCACUCCCACCGGAGAUUUUGAAAAGCCUCAUUGAUCACGUUGGGUGCAAGUUUGGCAUCGACGGCAGCCAAAUAAAAACCGCAAUCCGCACAAAGUUGAAUAAUGAGGACAAACUAUUGAAGAAGAGACUGGGGUUGGGUAAAACUGAAAGCAGAGCUAUUGCCGAUCAAAGCUUUAGCCAAGAUAGUUUACUUUUGACAGAAAACGGUGCCGUGGCAAAUGACUCUCAGUUUUAGCUAAAGUGCUGCUCUCCCUUCAUCAGUUGGUUGCCUGUAUUUCGUGUCGGACUGAGUCAUGUGAUAAGUUUCCUCUUUUUUUCCAAUUGAACCCUAUGGAGAUUAUUCUUCCUUUUUUUUCUUUUUCCAACUUUGACAGAUUUUGUUGCCUGUUGUAUGUAAAAGUGUACCCAGGCACCUGACAACAUGGCAAAGUGUCACACGUAUAAUUGUUAGUGGUAAACACAAGUGUUCUUACUUUGUAAAUACUAGUUUUGCUAACUUUGUCCAGCAGUUGUACUUCCAGUCUUAUAUACUCUAUGUGUACGGUUAGCAUAUUUGACAAUGUUACUGUUCAUAACAACCUCUUCCUUUCAAGUUAUAACUGUAUUUAUAGAUAGUUUGGAGUAUUAGAAUAUGCAGUGAGUGACACAUCUGUUUUCUUCCUCAGAAUCGGUUUUUCAUGUUUCUGUUGCGCUUCAUUAUGAAGCUGAUAUUUUUCUAUAUCUACUGUAGAUCUAUAUCACACAGUAAAGUACAGUUUGUCCUCAUUUGAGUACUGUUGUGUUUCCCCAGCAGCCAACAGAUGUCAGUGCUGAGCUUUACGAGCUUUGGUUGCUGCCCAUGAGGGCAUGUAACAAAAAUUAGACAUUUACUUUCAAAUGGAAAGAAAAUUCUGUGUGAGAAAUGUUAAAAUGGGACGAGCAAAAUCCAGCCAGUCCUGCAGCGUCCUCGUUUAUUCAGAAGCUAUAGAAGGAAUAAAGGUCCAGAGUACACGGUGUGACAGUCACGACCACAUACUGACUGAUGAAACAGUAACUGUGUGGUUCUGGAUGGCUCAUAUCAGUGAAUAGUGGUAGUUUGAUGCAGUCAUGUUCCGAUGAAAGAUGUGGCCUGAACUAUCAGCAGCUGCAGACUCCUCCCCCUCCUGUCCUGGAGCUGGCUGAGCUGUCGGGGGGGUUUACAGCUCAUCACUGCUACCUCUGAUAGCAUCAUCUGUCCCCUCGGUCUCCUUUCAAGGCUCAGAGGAGGGUUCUAUCGAAUCAGGAGACUUUUACAUCUGGACGCAGCACCUGGGAAUGGAGAGUGGCGGUUUUCCAAGGUUUUAAAAGCAGACCCUAGCUAUACCUUUGGAAGUAUUCAAGUUGACCAGAACAUGUUUGAGGACCCAUGGAAUAAUUUCAAAAUGUAAGACUUGAUCAAGUUUUAUUUAAAUUAGCAGCUGUAAAAUGAAGUAGACAGGACUGUGGUGAUGUUCAGUUUAAUUUAUAGGGAAGUGACGGUAAUUAAA